Molecule: messenger RNA, 2958 nt
Organism: Perca fluviatilis (European perch)
Lineage: Eukaryota; Metazoa; Chordata; Actinopteri; Perciformes; Percidae
Gene: tmem108
Product: transmembrane protein 108
Exons: 6
Coding region: 394-1980 (528 amino acids)
Biological process (GO): retrograde axonal transport; postsynaptic density organization; dendrite extension
Cellular component (GO): early endosome; axon; endosome membrane
Source: RefSeq, a predicted model, not a curated record
GCGGAUCACGCUGCCUUGAGGUAGAGAGUUCGCUUCAUGUCACGCUGUUUACGGCGUCACGGCUGAGAGCGGAAAGGUGGGCGCAGAGUCCCAGAGGUCCGGCAAAGGGUGGCGCCCUAUACGCAUCUCAUCCAGCGGCUGGACACGCUGUGCGGCGACCCACAACGACACGGUCCGCUCCUGCAGUGAGCUUCACUUGGCUUCUUGUUGCAGCUCAUGAUUGUGACAUUCUCGGUGGGGACUGGCAACAUGUGCGCCUGGUUGGUGUGAAGUGUGACACAGCUUUGGGGUUUCAUUUCUCUCGGAUACGCCAAGUACCCGACGUUACGGCGCACCUUGUGUAUAAUAGAGAACCAUGAGCACUGUGGAGGAGGAACCGGAUCACAUGAUACCAUGAAGAAGGUCCUGCGCUGCCAGCUGCUGAGUGUUCUAGCAUUCCUAGCACUGCCAGCAGGACUGGUGUCAUCAGCACAGGAGCUGUCCCUCAGCCAGACAUCCCAGGACUCUGUCUCCAUGGCAGCCUCCCACAGAAGCCCCCUUUCUGCCCCUGAACCUCCCCGUCUGGACAUAAAUCCGGAAGGCUCCAGUAGCGGCGAAUGGUCAUCCAAAGGAGGCGAUCAACCCUCAAACAUUAUCCUCCCAACUGUCGCCCUCCACCCUUUUGCCUUGCUUCACACAACCCAAACUUCCAGCCAGGCUCAUGACCACCCUCCCAUUCAUGACAAAGAUACUGUCACCCCAAACACUGUGAGUGCUGAAAGUCACAUGAAUCAACCCCUGGAGCCGAGCUCGGAUAUAAACCAGGGCCACACGCACAAAUUGGUCAGGGUACCUCAAGUCCAUAGCCCAGUUACUGUCAGCACUAACCAGGCCAGCAGCAGCAGGCCUAAAUCUCCCAGCACAGCGGCCCCAAAUAUAGAUAUGGAAACUACUGCUAGAGGAGCUCCAAACCCCCUGAAUCUUCUGUCCAGCUCUGGAUCAGACAGAGGAGAUACGCUCGCCGCACACCACGUAGAGCCUCAGAAGUUGAGCGUAAAAGAACCCACCGACCCCACCCGGCAACAUGUGGAAGAUGUCGAGCGCCCCUCCCUUUCCUCUUCAUCGAUGAAUGCUGACCCUGCGCCAGGCCUGAAACUCAGGGAGCAUGCUCAGGGCGCCGCACACCACGCCAUCACCCUGCGGGAGGUGCUUGCAGUAAACGAGCCCCCCACUGAUCAACUAGUGAUAGAGCAAGGGUCUGUCACUCCAGUCAAGAGCCCAUCUGAGAAUCUAACUUCCACCACGUCCACUCCAGCGCUGUCCACCGAGCCCGGCAUCAAGACACAGAAUCCAACAAUCCUCCCAAACAGCCACACUGCACCCCACGAGACCACCACAGAGGAGGGUCGUGGGAACGGUACAGACAAUGCCUCGCUGGGACACUGGUUGGGGAAUGUGACUUCAUAUGGAGGGCUGCUCUCUGACAGCAGCUCAGUCAAGGAUGCUCAUGCUCAGGGGAACAGCUCGGAGCUCCCUUCCACAGCCAGCAGGAACUUCCUGAACAGGCAGGUGCCUGUCACCACCCAGGACCCCUGGACCUCCAGCAACAGCUCAGGCCCCACCGUUGAAUCCCCGCUGUCCCGCAUGACCAUCUGCUUGAGCAGGAUGGAUAUUGUGUGGAUCGUGCUGGCCAUCAGUGUGCCUGUGUCUUCAUGCUCUGUGCUUUUGACCGUGUGCUGUAUGAGGAGGAAGAAGAAGUCAUCAAGUCAGGAGAACAACCUCAGCUACUGGAACAAUGCCAUCACCAUGGACUACUUCAGCAGGCACGCUGUGGAGCUGCCCAGAGAGAUACACACUCUGGAGAGUGAGGAGAGAGACGCUGAGGAUCACGACACCUGUCUACCCCCUAACGGAGACUACAGCGGCAGCAGCGUGGUCCUGGUUAACCCUUUCUGCCAGGAGACCCUCUUCAUCAACAGAGACAAAGCUUCUGCCAUCUAGAGACAGAACAAAAGAGACACUGUCGGAUUCUCCUAUUCUACUCCCCCUGCUGUUGUCUAUUUUAUAAAUGUGGUAAAUAUUCAGAGACUUUAACUUUAUACUGUAUAUGACAAACACAAAGAGGCAACCUGAAAGAGAAGUGAUGUAAACAGACAGUAUUUACUAUGAGGAUGCACCUGCAUAUUUUUCUGAUGUACAUUUUCUACAAAAGGCUUAAUUGUGAUAAAAGGUUUUUAUUGUCUUUAUAAAAUACAGAGUAUAUGUGGUUUUGUUUCAUUACAGUGGCUUGAUGGUGAGUGCACUGUGGAUGUUGCCACAUUAAAUCUGCUUUAGAGAAAGAAACUUGCUAUGAAAACAAUGCUGUUACUUGUAAUUUUAUUUUUCCUUUUAGAAUCAAUGGCAAAAUACUUAUGGCCUGUUGAACUUGAAUAUAGCACCUACUUUCUUGGGGGGGGGGAUACAGAUAUACUGUAUGUGAGAUCAGGGCCCAUAUUUAUCAAACUUAGAAAUACACUUAAGAAUGAUCCAAAUAGCAAACUUAGGAGUAAAUAAGUUCUUCUAAAAUUGGAGACAUUUAUCAAGCGACUUGAAGCAAAGUGUAAGAGUAACCUUUAAGAGCAGCUCUCAAGUGAUUGAUGAUUAACCACAUUAUUGUUUUGAGAUGGAAUAGCCAAUCAGAGACAGGGAUUUACUCUACUGUACAUCAGCCCUAUUGUUCUUUUACAUUUACUCAAUGAUGGUAUUCUGCAAAAAACGCGUGAUUUAAAUUUUUAAAAGAUUUCCAUUAUUUGAAAUCCUUAAUAUCUCCAGAAUCAAUUACAAUAUGAAAUGAACAACAAUAAAAUAUGUUUGUAAUACAUCAUUAAUGAUAAUACAUUUUAUUUACAGUGCACUUCUGGAGACUUGAUGAAUUACGUGAGUAAAAUAAAACCGAGAAAACUAAAACACAAUGCAACAGCAGAAUUGAGCAGAACAAAA